This is a messenger RNA of Prorocentrum cordatum, 681 nucleotides long. Lineage: Eukaryota; Dinophyceae; Prorocentrales; Prorocentraceae. The record is from the annotation of a GenBank genome assembly.
AUGGCGGCAUACCUCAGCUUCAACGAAAGCUUCAACUCAGGCCUCAAGUUCACCACCGACAACUCAGAAGACACCGAAGACCUGCUGAAGAAGGAGCUGCCGCUUCGCUACACCUGGGCCAUCUGGGAGCAGAUCAUGCAGUCCAAUGACAAGUCCGCGCAGUAUUCUGACGCCACCCAUAAAGUUGCCUCCUGCUCGUCCGUGCAGAGCUUCUGGAAGCUGUGGAACCACAUGCCCCAGCCGAGCGAGCUCCUGGAGAACAAGCGGAUGGUGCGCGAGCAGCCCGACGGCCUCCACGUCAUCGACGCCAUCAUGAUCUUCCGUGAAAAUAUCCGCCCUGAGUGGGAGGACAAGAUGAACGCCAACGGGGGGCAUUUCCAGUACCAGCUCAAGCCGAGCAUCGGAGGCGGCCAGGUGGACGAAUACUGGAACAACCUCGUCCUCGGAAUGAUUGGGGCCACCAUCGAGCCGGCCCACAUGAUCACCGGCAUCCGCCUCGUGGACAAGCUGUCGGGCCCUCGCGCGGCCAACGUCAUCCGCCUGGAGGUCUGGUUCACGAACUACGACGACACGCCAGCGGUCGGCGUGCUCCGCAAGAACGUGGAGAAGUGCAUGGCGACGCGCCUGGACGGCAGCGCAGGACAGGUGCCGAAGUGCGAGAUCAAGGCCCACAGGCACUGA